CUUCGGUUUCACCCAGUUGCAAACAGAAGGGGAACAGCGUUCAUUCAACGCCACGCUUGGCGGCGAGCAGAGCGUAGAGGCCAGGUGAAGGCGGCGCUAAGGCUGGCGGCAACUGAGGGCUUGAGGGCGCGUUACCCUUCUUCGUUCGGACGCCGCGGCUCCUCCUGAUCGCCUUGCGAAUCGGGGACUCGGCUGAGAGGCCGAGAAGAGCCGGGGAGGUUCGUUGGCAGCGGGAGGAACAGCCGCCAGCAGCUGCCGUCCUCUCUCCUCGCAUCCCAGCAUAGCCGCAAAGGAAGAUCCAGAGCGAAGCAUGGAUGGCGUUGAGAUCCCGGACGCAGCUCCUGCCUCCUCCUCCUCCUCCUCCUCUUCCCCCGAGUCCUCCGAGGAGCUCAGUUCUGCCCUGACCAUGACCAAGGGGCUCUCCAUCUUCCUGGAUAUUCUGAGAAGAGCAGAUAAAAAUGAUGAUGGCAAAUUGUCCUUUGAUGAAUUUAAGGCUUACUUUGCGGAUGGAAUCCUGAGCAUAGAGGAGCUUCACCAACUGUUUCAGAAGAUUGACAUACACAAUACAGACAACUUGGAAACUGGAGAAUUCUUUGAAUAUUUUUCCCAGCAUCUGGGAGCUUAUGAAAGUGUCCUAUCUGCUUUGGAGGAUCUCAAUGUAGCCAUACUGAAGGCAAUGGAUACUACAAAGAAAAAUUAUCAAGAGGCUUCUACGUUGGAACAGUUUGUGACUCGCUUCUUGUUAAAAGAAACCCUGAAUCAACUACAGUCUCUACAUAAUUCCAUGGAAUGUGCCAUAGAAACCACAGAAGAACAAACCCACCAAGAGCAACAAGUUCCAAAGAAGCCAGAGGUGCUCAAAAUACAACACCCAGGAAGACGUUCAGGUCGAAGGGUCCAGAGAAAUAAUAGUUUUUCUCCAGUUAGUCCUCUUUUGAACCCAGGUUUGCACAAGGAGGACAACCAGUGGAUGAGCCAAAUAAACAGACUUCAGAAGCUGAUUGAUAAGCUAGAACAGAAGGUGUGCAUGAAAACUUCAUUACCUCCCUCUUUGCUACUGGAAGCUUCUGACCUAAAGCUCGAGCCACUAGAAGAGGAUGUUUCAGAAGGAAAUACUAAAUCUCAAAUAAUGAUUGUUCAACGUGAGAUGUCAGUAAUCACAGAACAACUAGAGUCGUUCCGCUUUGCUCUAAAGCAGUAUGUAGAUAUGGCCUCUUCUCAGGAUGGAUGUCUGCAUGUUUCUAUCCAGAAACUUUCAGGCAAAUCCUGUUUCAUUGUUUAUGAAUUUUGGGAAAAUAACGCCUGGAACAGCCAUCUCCAGAUGAAUUAUAGCAAGUCAUUCCAAAGAAGUAAUGUAGAUUGCCUGGAGACUCCAGAACACAUUACAACUAUGCUUGUUCCUGCUUCUUGGUGCAUCCUGAACAACUAGAAGUACAUACUUCUUAAAAGUAGGCUCUACAUUAAACAGCACCUAGAGAACAAUCAAUCUCUGAAGCUAGCAAAUCAUGACUAUUCUUUCAUGGACAAUUCUUCCAUUUAAAAACAAAUCUAUGUUGUAAAAUUUGUUGUGAUUAAUAUUUUAUGAAAUGAUACAAAUUCAUUUAAAUUUCAUGGUUCUUUUUUAAAUAUACAGUAGUGGCCAAAAUUGUGGAAACCUUUUGGGAAAAGUGUAUUUUCUAAAACUGGCUAAUAACACCACUUUUUUGGAGUAGUACCAUAAAAUUAUAUAUCAAUGGAAAGAUAAUUUAAUCAAGAAUGUAAUGCAAUAACUUUUAUGAAGGAUUUGCUAUUAGAAUAGCAGUUACAGUAUAAAGAAGAAAAGUGAAACACGUAGAAAAAAUGAGAUAUACAAAAAUUAUCACGUCACUUAGUUGGGUAACCUUUAGCAUGAAUUAUGGCCUUACGUCUUCCCACAGAGUGAACCAAGUCUUUUAGUACUGCAGCUGUUAUGUGAAACCAAGAUUGAAUGAUUGCUUCUAUUAACUGGGUUUUAUUGCUGGGUUGCUACUGACUAACAAGUUUCUUUAGUCGGCUCCAUAGAUUUUCAAUUGGGUUAAGGUCUGGGCUAUUUCCAGGCUAUUCCAGCAGAGGAAUAUGAUUAUCUUGAAACUCCCCCCCCCCAAAAAAGUGGUAUUAUUAGCCACCAAAUUUCAAAAAUACACUUUUCCCAAAGGGUUUCCACAAUUUUGGCCACUACUGUAGUAUUGUGUUGCUUGUGUUUACUAUGUGCAUUUGUCUUUUCAUUUUGCUUGUGUUUACUAUGUGCAUUUGUCUUCAGUUCCCUGAAAAUUCAUUUCUACCAUCGUUUGAAAUUGUUCUGUGUUUACUAAAUUAGUGUAGUGAUGUUAGUUAGAAAAAGACUUGUGAAGAAACUAAAAUAUUUUACUGUUUUAUAUUUACAGUAAUAGAAAAAGUUUCAUUAUAUUAUGUUUAUAAAUAAAUCUAUAAGGAAUAGUCAUGUUACCAUUAGACAGAGUAUGAAUACAUAUCUUUGUAUGGAGAUGACGCCAUGUUUUGGGCUGAAAACUUGAAUAAUUUGCAAUGAAGUUAAACUAUAUGAUGCAACAGGGAUCAUGGACCUGAAAAGUAAUCUAUUAAAAACUAAGAUAGCUAUGUUUGAUAAAGAAAAUAAAUCUGAAGUCAGAACCUCAAAAGGAGACAGGAAGACACUGUAUGGACAUUGCAUAAAACAAGAAAAGUUUGCAAAGACAAGCAUGGAAAGAUAUUGAUAUUGAUGUCAACUAGAAUUAGCGGUUUCUUUUUCUUAUCACAUGUCUUUAAUUUCUUUGUCUUGUUGUGUUUUAAUUUUUUUAGGCUUAUUGUAUUUACUCCCUUUUCAUACUUUAUUUUGAAAGUCUGAUAAAUAUAGAUGUAUGUAAACUUUCAAAUGCUGCUCUAAGUGAAAGCAAGUAUCUUUACACAGCAACUAAAAAAAAUCUUCACAAAAGCAAAUAUCAUUCCACAUUUACAUUCAUAACACCAGUAACACAAGGUUCAAUGUUCAUCAGAAAAACAUUACAAAUGUAACAUAUUUGCAGAAUUUGGAAAUUUGAAAGAAACAAAAUACAACGGUAAUUGAUUAGCAGUAUUAGAAGGACCAUUGUACUAGAGGACUAGAUGUAUCUUUGAAUCCAAAAUCUUGUUAACUAUUUAGAUGCUAUCAGAUGAAAAAAAAGUGAAACCCAAUUUGAUCUAGUAGUUCUAAAGCUUAAGCAUCAGCUAGAAACGAGAAAACUGAGUUCUAAUCCCGCCUUAAAUAUAAAAACUGGCUGUAUGACUUUGAUCCAGUUAUUCUCUCUCAGCCCAUGACAUCAGGCUCUGGUGGCAAAUCAAUUCAUCAAUUCCUAUUACAAACAAAUUGAUCAAUACUUGGUUGAUCUGAAAAACAGUAGACCUUGUAGUUGUGGGAAAAUGCUAGGAAAAAAUGUGGAAAAGAGUGUAUAGCAAAAUCUGGGAAAGAGAGGAAAAUGACAGAUGUAGAGACCAAAUUAUUAACACAUAACCAAUACCUUAUACUUAAAAUAUUUUUAAAAAACUUUCCAAAAUGACAUAGCACCUAAAUCCUAAUAAUUGAAUUGAAAGUUUUAAACAUUUAAGAAAAAGACAAAUAGCAAUAGCACUUAGAUUUAUAGACCGCUUCAUAGUGCUUUACAGCCCUCUCUAAUUGGUUUACAGAGUUAGCACAAUUGCCCCCCAACAAUCUAGGCCCUCAGUUUACUGACCUCGGAAGAAUGGAAGGUUGAGUCAACCUUGAGCCAUUCAGGAUUAAACUCCUGGAAUGAGCAGUGAGUUAGCCUGCAGUACGGCAUUCUAACCACUGCGUCACCAUGGCAUUUGUAAUAUACAGAAUAAUCCCACACAAGGAUUGCCUGUUUACAGCUAAUUAAAUUGGGACUAAGGAUAUGGGGCAAUCUACAUCUUUUGAUGGUCAUGUUUUGCUACUUACUACUUAAAUGUUUGGCAUGAAAAUCUUCAAAGAUUCCAGUGGUCAUACCAUUUUUUGUACAUAUUGAUGUUAAAAGAUUCUACAAUCUAGCAAGAAGAUUGGUACAUGGAAAAAGAAGUUACGUGUGUGUCCAUGUUCUCCAGCUCAAUUUAGUUUAUGAUAUGAGUUGGCAUCUAGUCAAAAUGCAAACAGCCACAAGAUAUGAGCAGUUUAUAGCAGUUAAGACAUAUGGUAUAUUCCCAAUAUUUGGAAUUUUGCUAGAAUAAAAGGUGAGGAAUGAAUGUCACACUUGUUAAGAUCUGCAACUUAUUUUCAUAUGUAGCAUUCCCAAAACUUGACAAGUGAUAAUGAUCCUGCUUCACUUCAGCUGCUGUUUCCUUUAUCAUUACAAAAAUCUUAAUAUAAUACUAGUUCAGAAUCAGACAACAGUUGAAGUUGAUUCACAUACAUUUUUGCUUGAAUAUAGUUUUACUGAUGAUUACACCAACUGUAAAAGAUACAUCUGAAUUCAGUCUAUUGAUAUUACAGAUCACUUUUCCUUAAUUUUUUUAAGUGGUGAAAAGAGACGCAUUCUUUAUCUUCAGAAAGAUCUAUCAUUGCUUGUAGCAGGUAAUAAACAAUAAUUUUUCUACAAAACAAAAGGCCCACAUAUUUAGUUAAUAGAAAACAUUACAUAUUUAAAUAAGCUUUGAAACAUGUUAGCAUUUAUAAGAUUGAGUCACAACUCAAGAUAAAACUGAAAACUAUUUAAGAAACUCAAUUCUUUAACAUAAUUAGAAGAGCUACGAAAAAUAUAUAAACACUGAAUUGAAGUAUACUAGCAAUAUUUAUGGAUAAAAGAAUGUGUGACAGGACAUCCAGAAGAAUACUAUUCCAUACUGGCAACUCUCAGAGCUUUAACCUCCCCUCCACAAAUUGCUUUUUAUACCCAAUGCAAUUAAUGUUAUUUCAGACAUUUUCUUCUCAAUUCUCAUCAAUAAAACUAUGCUAAUAUACUGAUGCAGGCUCUCACAGCCAGUGUUAAUCUAAUAGUGAUGACCUUCCAGAGUAAUAGGUUAUGGUCUAAUUAGAUCUGAGAAAUGUGCUACAAAGCAGAUUGCUGUCACCUCAGAAAAUGCCAGCCACAACUGCUGAUGAAAUGUCAGGAUAUCAGGUACUGUAAUUAGAUGACACCUAUUAGCCCAGAAGCUUAUCAUCACUGGAAAGAUAUACAGGUAAUCUGCAAUUUAUGACCAUUUGUUUAGUGACCAUUUGAAGUUACAAUGGCACUAAAUGAAUGGCUAUGACCAGUCGUCAGAGUUUUGGCCAUCCCAGCACCCUUAUUGUCAUGUGAUCAUGAGCUGGGCACUUGGCACUUGGUUCACAUUUAUAACUGGUUGCAGCAUCUGACGAUCACAUGAUCACCAUUUGCUACCUUCCCUGCUAGCAUCCUCAAAAAAUCAAUGGGGAAGUCACUGUGGAAAGUCUCUCUCCCCCACGCACCCUCCUCCAGCCCCAUGCCCUCAAUGCUAUGCUGGCCACUUGUGCACCCUCCCUCAUCUGUAUCCUUGUGUAUCCUCUCUGACCCCUUUCCCCACAAGCAUCUUCCUGACCCUUGCUGCACCCCUGCACUGUCUCUCUCUCUUAGCGAUGGGAAUUCCAGGCUCUAUUGCUGUCAUAAAUCAAGAUUACCUGUAUUAGUAAAGUUCAGACAGGCAUUUUUAAUCACAUGUAGUUUGUGUAUUUAUAACCACUAUGUGUAUGAUUGCAGAGUUAUGGAAUUAUAAGCAAUAACUCAAUCUAAACAGUUCAUAUAACAGUUCAUAUAAUAAAAAAAUAUAUGAAAAAAACGUUCUUAAGCUUACAGAAAUCCAUAUAAAAACAUGACAGGAAAAAAUUAUAGCUGUGUUAUGCAGAAAAAAUUACAGCUGCGUUAUUUUGCAAAUCGGAAACACAGCAUCACUUUACCCGCUGUUAAAGAAGCAUGCUUUUUACAAACUUGAGCAGCUGCUACUGAAACUCUUCCUUGUCUGUCUCCCCACCCAUACACAUACAUAUGUACUAUAUACAGUUCUACUUUCACAAUAAAACCCAUCCCCAAUAUUUCAGUGGGAAAAAGUUUGGAAGGACCUAAUAUCUCUAGUUUCAUUUUGGCAUAUACUUUUGCACAUCAUCACUUUAAAUUUACAACAGGUUAGAAAAUCAUGAACACCUAUCCGUUACGUUAUGUAUUAAUUCUAAAGCCUUCAGACAUCUAUGGCCUCAUUCCAUUCAUUUACAGUUUAUUUUUAUAACUAAAGGACAAUAGUUUUUAAUACCUUGAAAUAUACAAAAUGCACUUUGCUUAGAUUUUGUAUGCAGGUUAUUCUUGGACAAGAAGUAUAUUUGUAUUAUAUAUUUAGACUUCUUCCCAUUUAUUCAUAAAAUAAUAUAGUAAGUAGCAGCAAUUAUCAUUUGUGAUAGAAAUGUGGUUCUUCCCUAAACUACCAGAGAUAACUAAUCUGGUAAGAAAUUAUUUGCAUCAUCAUUUUAUCAUCAUUGUGACUAAGAAUGGAUACCUAUGCUGCAACUUCACUAUACAAUAAAUCUGUACUACUAAUUUAAAUGUCAGUAAAAAUAUUUCUACAAACUCAGUUUUAAAUUUAAAUACUUACUGACUUUUCCAGUACAAUAGGAUGAUCAGGAAGAAAUUCUGGCUUCUUUUGGGCAAGUGAAACCCCUGAAAGUUUCAGAAGGAAAUCUCUGCUAUAUGUUAUUCUUUCUGCCAACACAAAAUUUAUUAAUGAAAAGUGAUAGGAACACUGAUAUACAAAUCAGGCAUCUUCUAAUGAAAAUCAGUAACUAGAUUUUUUUUUGCAAACAAUUUUACAGAGGAAUUUUAGUUAGCAAAUCUGUUUCCUUAUUACUAAAAAUAACAAAGUAUGGUUCUGGAUGUUUAUAUACAGUAACUAUCAUUUGAAUUACCGGCAUGAUUAUCAUUCUAUACUAAAUGUUAUAGUAAUUUAUACAGAGUUUUAAAGUUCAGUGUCUAGUGUUAUAAAAGAGAUUGGAUUGACAUGCAAUCAUUACGUGGCUUAUCCCUUGAGCUUCUGAAAUAUAAAUACCACCUUUGCUGUAAGCAUGGUAUGCUAAAUGAAUUCUUGAAUACAAAUUCAUUUAAGCUCACAGAUAAAUUUCAAAUAUUGAAUUGAAAUUGAAAAUUAAUAGAAAAGUCUAAGCCGAAAAUCUGAAAUAUAUUUUGUGUAUUUUUUCAUGAUAA
This is a messenger RNA of Pantherophis guttatus, 7184 nucleotides long. RefSeq names its product N-terminal EF-hand calcium binding protein 1 (gene NECAB1). Gene Ontology annotation, cellular component: cytoplasm. The record is from RefSeq and is a predicted model, not a curated record. NCBI's taxonomy places the organism in Eukaryota, Metazoa, Chordata, Lepidosauria, Squamata, Colubridae. Gene Ontology annotation, biological process: regulation of amyloid precursor protein biosynthetic process. Gene Ontology annotation, molecular function: calcium ion binding.